This is a messenger RNA of Stereum hirsutum FP-91666 SS1, 3386 nucleotides long. RefSeq names its product gamma-glutamyltranspeptidase. The transcript is spliced from 26 exons. The record is from RefSeq and is a predicted model, not a curated record. Lineage: Eukaryota; Fungi; Basidiomycota; Agaricomycetes; Russulales; Stereaceae. Bases 153 to 1898 code for a protein of 581 amino acids.
CUCAGGGCAUCGGGCAUGAGAGAUAAAUAGUUUGUGCCUGCCAAAGACUCCCAGCUUGUCUCCACAUCCUUCGUGCUACCCAAAGUUCAAGUCGACAGAGUUCUGCCACACGCCUUGCCCAGAGAAACGAACGCAGGACGGAACUAACAGAGAUGUCCUCAAUUAAGAUUGACUGGUCGAAGGUCGAUAGGCCAGAGCAGCUGUUGAUGCGCUUUCCCAGUCGACGCUCGGUCGUGUAUGGCACAAAAGGCAUAGUCUCCUCGUCGCAGCCACUAGCCACCGAGGCAGGCUUAGAGAUUCUGAGGAAGGGGGGUAACGCAGCCGAUGCUGCUGUGGCGACGUCAGCGGCUCUGAAUGUCACAGAACCGAGUUGUUGCGGGAUUGGAGGAGAUGCCUUCUGUCUAUUCUUCGACGCAAAGACCAAGACAGUCAAAGCUCUCAAUGGUUCGGGACGCUCGCCACAAAAGCUCACAAUCGAUCAUGUUCGCAGUCGUGGCAUCACUGGACACAAGAUCCCCACCACGGACCUCAAUGCGGUGACCGUACCGGGAGCAGCGGCUGCGUGGGUGGAUACCGUGGAGAAAUUUGGUAGUGGCAAACUCACGGUGGGAGAUGUGCUCGCGCCGGCGAUCAGGCUUGCAGAGGAAGGUGUACCAGUAUCAGAGCUUCAUAGCUUUGCUUGGCAACGCUCCGAGAAAUUGAUUCAGAAUGCGUCCCCAAACGGUGAUGAGAUGUUGCUCAAUGGCAAGGCCCCGCUACCAGGCCAGAUAGUCACCCUCUCCAACCUCGGAAAGACCUUCCGCGCGCUAGCAGAGCAAGGCAAAGACGGGUUUUACAAGGGAAGAAUUGCCGAAGCCAUUGUCGAGCUCAUUCAGAGCAAGGGUGGUGUGAUGGAGCUCGAGGACCUGGCCAAACAUGAGACGAAGAUCGUGGAGCCUAUCAAGUUCACAUAUGCGGAUGAGGUGACACUUUACGAGUGCCCUCCUAACGGUCAAGGCAUCACCGCUCUCAUUGCUCUUGGGAUCCUUGAAGCCCUCCAAGAGCAAGGAACUAUCAAGAACCUCCUUGAGAUGGAGCAUAACUCUCCUGAAUACCUGCACGUUUUGGUCGAAGCUCUCCGUCUUGCUUUCGCCGACAGCCAAUACUUCGUGACUGACCCAGACGUCGAAGAUGUCCCGGUGGAUCAGUUGCUCAGCAAGGAGUAUCUUGCAUCCAGAGCAAAACUCAUUAAUCCGACCAAGACCAACCCAACUGUGGUCCAUGGCGACCCAGUGCACUCGUCUGAUACCGUCUAUUUCUCUGUGACCGACCAAUGGGGUAAUGCAUGCAGCUACAUUCAGAGUAACUACGCCGGUUUCGGAACGGGAGCUGUCCCGAAGGGCUGUGGCUUCACUCUCCAGAAUCGCGGAUCUGGCUUUGAACUCAAAGACGACCACCCGAAUGCACUCAAGGGAGGUAAACGCCCGUACCACACCAUCAUCCCCGCUCUUGCCACCCGCGGAGACGAAUUAUUCCUAUCAUACGGUGUUAUGGGUGGUUUCAUGCAGCCGCAAGGUCACCUUCAAGUCCUGCUAAACAUGCUCCGCGGGUAUACACCACAAACCGCCCUGGAUGCCCCUCGCUUCUGCAUCUCUGCUGGAAGUCCCGAUACCAUGUCUUCGAAGACAGGCGAAGCAGGAGACAUCAACAGUGAAGUCAAUUUUGAGGAGGGCAUCCCUGUUGAGACUGUCAACAAGCUGCGCGAAAUGGGACACGAUGCACGCUCGGUCACAGGGUUUGGGAGGAGCUUGUUUGGUCGUGGUCAGGUCAUCCAGAAGAUCAACGAUCAAAGUGGUAGGUUCGUGUGGGCCGCAGGUUCGGACCUUCGUGCGGAUGGACAUGCCGCAGCGCAAAUAUAGGAGACCAUCGGAACGUUGGAUGCAUCCGUCAAGCAGAAGUGACCAUCAGGGAAAUCGAUAUAUGUAUACCUAUGUUUAUGUGAAAUGUAUUGUUCUCGACGACAUAGAUGCAAGUGAUUGAGUACGUAUGAGGCUUGGUAGUGUAUAGUCUUGAAACAACAAGCAAUGCGAGGGUAUUGAAAGGUAAGCAUACACUGGCAUACGUUCACAUUCUCUUCCUCCGCUCCGUACCGAUCAUCUGCUCACGACGAUAUUCUCUCAGAUGUUUCGUCCUAUCCGGACCCACUAUCUUCCCCCAGCCCGCAAGGGGAACGACGAUGGCAGUGAGGUUAUCGGGGCUUCCCAUAUCUUCGGCGAAAGAGAUGAUGCUCUGAGCGGCUCGUUUGGGGUCUGGACAAUUACGAGCGAGGUCGACUAUUUCUUGAUCAGAGGCAUGGGCUGAGAUGCCGUCGGAUACGCAAACCAUGUAUGCCCAAUCUUCGCCUGUCAGGAGCUUGGUGCGGACUUCGGGCUCUGGGGUGACCCCGAAUGGUUUCCAUUUGAGAUCACCAAGGCUUCUAGUAUUCUCCAGAGCUCCCAUCCAUCGAGUAUCACCAAAGGAAUCAGUGAUCAAAGCGGUGGCCAUCAUACGUCGCAGACGACUCGAUUCGAUGUGGGUCUCUGCAUGAUGACGCUCGGUCAUAGGAAGAACUCUGCCACGAUCCGUCGAGCACAGCAGAAUCCGGGUAUCCCCAACAUGAGCCACAGUCAAUGCGAGCUUCUGUGAGGAGAAGAAUGGUGUUGCGGGAGCAUCGAGAGAAUGAAGAAUGGCGACUGAAGCCGUAGAACCACAGGUCUUCGCUAUCGGUUCUCCAGAGAGAUUCCGGUCAACCUCAAAGAAAGCGAGUGUAGCGCGUGCGUUCAAAUCCAUCUCUUCUGGACAGUUUGGAUCCUUCACCCAGGGAGCUAACGGCCCACCCUGAAAUCGCUUGAAAUAUCCACCAAUCUCCUUAAUCCAAGCGUACGUUUCCGGGAUCUGGUGUUUAUUCACGGACUCAAACAAACCGUGAAACUCUUGUCGCAGGUAUUGUGAGACCGUGGAACCGCCAUGCCCGUCGUAUAUUCCUACGAAAACAACCUGACUCGAGUACGGUUCGCCCACGCUCUCGGGAUUCCAGUCGAUCCCGUGGUGUCUCUUGACGCUGAGACGUAGUUCUUCCGGGUUCAGCGACAAGGCCGCAAAAGAAUGAAAGUCUUCUUGGUAAGCUCUCUCACCGCGGGAGACGGCAGUCCCUAUGAUUUUGGAGAAUAGCGGGACCCUGACGGGGCCCCCUGGGGUAGCAUAACGGACAUAGUCGUGAUAGGCCCGGGCAUGAAGUGAAGGUGGGGUAUGUCGGAAAGUGGCAGGGAGAGAUAAGAGUCGAAGAGCCAUUCACGGGAGUAUCGCCCUCGACGUCUGCGUCGGCAUCGCCUGCAGGUUGCGAGAAAGCGGCUAGGGACAGCGUCAAC